GCUCACACGCUUCUUCUAAAAAGAAAAAAGAAAAGAGACAGAGAGAGACAGCUCGCACGCGCGAGCUUCAGUGCGCCGAGCCGCCGCCGCCCGCCGGUGACCCCCCUCUGUUCCCACGCUCCCCGGCCAUCCCCGCCUCCUUCGUCCCUCCCCCGCUCGCCUGCUCGGCCGUCUCCGAUCUCAUUGGCUCGCCUGCUCGCCUGCUCCAGUCGGGCGCGGCCGCGCCGGCUCUGCUCCGGCCUCUCCCGGUCUCCCCCGCGCAACUGCCGCCCAGGUCCAGGCCAGGAUUUUCCGACGACCGCCUCAGCCUGCCGAUCUGCCGAGGUUUCUUUUUGGGAGCAUGGGCCUGCUCCAAUCCUGGCUCCGCCACUGUCUUGCCCCUCUCUUCAACUUAUGCAGUCUAGCAGCUAGUUACAUCCCCUGCAGUUCUUCCAGGAUGGAGACGGAUAAUAUAAGAAGUGAACUAGAAGCCCUAGAGCUCGUGUUUAAUGAUGCAAGUUCAGAGCCGAUGAAACUAUCCUAUGGACUUUUGAGAUCUAUUACGAACAAUUUUUCUAGUGAAAUUGGUUGUGGUGGGUUUGGAGUUGUUUACAUGGGACAUCUGGGAAAUGGGAAGGUUGCUGUGAAGAAGUUUUCCAAUCCACAUGCUUUGCCUGAUAAGCAAUUCUUGGGUGAGAUCACAUGCUUAAAAAAGACAAAGCACAAGAAUAUAGUAAGAUUUAUAGGCUAUUGUUCAGAAACAUAUGAGGAAUUGCUUGUAUUCGAUGGAGAAAAUGUAAUGGCAGAGGUACAGAAAAAGUUGCUCUGCUUUGAGUAUGUUCCUAAUGGAGACGUUCGACAUUAUCUUCACCAAGGGAAUCCUCAUGGAGAUGACUGGUCCGUACGCUACCAAAUGAUUAGAGGAAUUUGUCAUGGGUUGCACUAUCUUCAUGAUAAUUAAGCAGAUUAACCAUCUUGACCUGAAACCUGAAAAUAUUAUGUUGGAUGCUAAUAUGGAACCAAAAAUUACAGAUUUUGGUUUGUCAAGAUUCUUAGAUCAAGGACAAUCCAAAAUGGUUGCGAAGCACAUAGUUGGAACACCGCGAUAUAUUGCACCAGAAAUCAUAGAUAAAGGAGAAAUAUCAUUCAAGUCAGACAUGUAUGCUUUGGACAUUGUUAUCAUAGAACUAUUAACCGGGACCAGUAUGAUAAGUCUUGACAAUUGGGAUGAAAUGUUAGACGUGGACUGCCCUCGAAUGAGGAUGUGCAUCGGGAUAGCACGAAAAUGCAUGGAUGCUGACAAAGAUAAGAGACCUACCAUAUGUCGAGUAAUCCACGAGCUGGGCGACCUGGAG
Molecule: messenger RNA, 1334 nt
Organism: Triticum aestivum (bread wheat)
Lineage: Eukaryota; Viridiplantae; Streptophyta; Magnoliopsida; Poales; Poaceae
Product: L-type lectin-domain containing receptor kinase IX.2
Exons: 7
Coding region: 341-940 (199 amino acids)
Biological process (GO): protein phosphorylation
Molecular function (GO): ATP binding; protein tyrosine kinase activity
Source: RefSeq, a predicted model, not a curated record